This is a messenger RNA of Cannabis sativa, 1257 nucleotides long. RefSeq lists its product as uncharacterized. Bases 1 to 1257 code for a protein of 418 amino acids. Gene Ontology annotation, molecular function: catalytic activity. The transcript has 2 exons. The record is from RefSeq and is a predicted model, not a curated record. NCBI's taxonomy places the organism in Eukaryota, Viridiplantae, Streptophyta, Magnoliopsida, Rosales, Cannabaceae.
AUGGUGGACCAACAUACUAAAGAUCGCACAAGGGUUCAAUUCGCCAGGGUCCUAGUUGAAAUGGACAUAACUGAUACGCCUCCGAGAACCAUACAAUAUGUCAAUGAAUAUGGGCAGAUUGUUGAUCAAAACAUUGAUUACGAGUGGCUUCCGAUUAAGUGUAAAAGCUGUAUGGGGUAUGGACACAUUAUGGCGGAUUGUCGAAAGGGAGAGAUGAAGCAAAAGCAGCAAGAAUUGAAAGGCAGAGACUCGGCUCAACCUAAUGUGCAAGUGCAGGAAACUAAGGAAAGGACUAAGCAGGUUGAGGCUACUGCUACCAGGGAACUAGAUUCGCAGGAGGAAAUUGGUACAAGGGCACAGAAUAAAGAUUGGGUUACUCCGAGAAAAACUUUCUCUCAGAAGCAUCCAAAGGAGGCUGAAAAGAAGAGUGAUACAGGGGGGAAUUCUGUUAACAAUUUUAUGGCUUUAGGAGGAGAUGAAGGGGGUCAGAUAAUAGAUAAAGUGGGUGUGAAUAAUAGGGAAAAACAGGAUGCAGUUUUGGAUUUUUGUAAUAUAAAUAAAGUUGGUGUUGGAGCUUUAGUUGAGACUAAACUAAGAGGGAAAAAAGUUAAAGAAAUGAUGGAAAAUAAAUUCAAUAAUUGGGAUUACUUCUCUAGUUCCACUAUUGAAGGUAAUAUUCUUGUUCUUUGGAGAAGAACUUUUGUCAAAGUGAUUGUUAUUGCUGAAACUUCACAAUUUGUCCACUGCUAUGUUAAAAUGUCGGGAACAGAUCAAGCUUGCUGCAUUACUUUUGUUUAUGGUAAAAAUACUAGGGAAGGGAGAACAACAAUGUGGGCUGACUUGAAUGAUUUAAAGCAUCCUGUUAAGCCUUGGCUUAUCCUUGGAGAUUUUAAUGCUCUCUUUUCUCUUGAAGAUAGAACAGGUGGCAACCCUCCUUGUCUUAAUGAUUUGGUUGAUUCUCAAGCUUGGUUUGCCCAAGCUCAUGUUGAAGCCUUAAAAAGAACUGGUUCAGAUUUUACUUGGACAAAUAACCAGGACGGGACAAGCAGAAUAUACUCCAAAAUCGAUCAUGUCUUUGCUAAUGAGGAUUGGCAUGAUACUUUUGGAAAUACUUCUGCUCAUUAUGGUUGGGAAACUACCUCGGACCACUGCUCUUGUGUUAUCUCUAUUAAAGCUGAUAUGAAAAUUGGGGUCAAACCUUUUCGCUUUUACAAUUUUUGGGCAGACCAUCCUAAGUUCAAGGAGCUAGUUUUGUAG